UAGUUUGGGCAGCUCCUCCAUCCAGCAAUCUGCUCUGAAAUCUCUUGGAUUACAAGCGGAGGAGGACAAGCAGAAGCUCGCUUUGCUCCUUCGUCAAGGUUGCUCAAAGAAUCGGCUGGGCUCCGGCGCUGAUCGAUCCCCAAAGCUCCGAGCGAGGAAUCGGCUUCCUUCGGAAACUUCCCAGGAGCUCCGGUGCUGCCGUGCAAAGGAGAUGGCCAACAGUGGUCUGCAGUUGCUGGGCUUCAUCCUGGCCUUCGUCGGCUGGGUGGGCUUGGUCAUCAGCACGGCCAUGCCCCAGUGGAAAAUUAACGCCUAUGCCGGGGAGAACAUCGUGACAGCCCAGGCCAUCUAUCAAGGUCUCUGGAUGAACUGCGUCACACAGAGCACAGGGCAGAUGCAGUGCAAAGCCUUCGACACCCUGCUCAGCCUUCCAACUAUCCUCCAGGGAACUCGGGCUUUGAUGGUGGCCUCUAUCCUCUUGGGGCUCAUUGCCUUCUCCGUCUCCUUAAUCGGAAUGAAGUGCAUGAAAUGCAUGGAGGACGACCAGGUUCAGAAGAUGAGGAUGGCCGUUAUUGGAGGGAUCUUCUUCCUGGUUGCAGGAUUUGCUGCCCUGGUGGGGACUUCUUGGUAUGGAAACGACGUCGCACGCCAGUUCUUCGACAUUUACACGCCCGUCAACACCAGAUUUGAAUUUGGACCCGCUCUCUUCAUCGGCUGGGCAGCUGCGUCCCUGACCAUCCUGGGAGGGGCCUUCCUGUGCUGCUCCUGCCCCCGCCGCGAAACCACCUACCCGCCGAGCCGGCCGUACCCCAAGUGUGCCCCCUCUUCCGGGAAAGAUUACGUAUAACCCGGAAUGGAGACGGAGAAAAAUUGCCUUGGCAUUUAAGAAACCAAAGGGACGCUGACUUCUCAUUGUCCUUCGGAAAGCAGGGCAUGGGCCUUCGCCCCCCGCCCAGCUCUCCCUUGCGUAAAACAAAUGCGUAUAUUUAUAUCGAUGCCAUCUAUGUGUAGCCAUUUCUGCUCCUGCAUGGGCAAAUUCGUCCCCAUCCUUCCAACAGAUGAGGAGGCCCCAAAACAUGUACAUAACUGCUGUGAAAUGGCACCAAAUGUAUCUCCCUUUCCUUGAGGGUAUGAGACAGGCAGCCCCACCAGCUCCUCCCAAAUAUUGUUUGUGUAUCCCCUCUUUAUUCCCUUCCUAUGUUAGGGCACUCAUGCAUAGGUCUGCCACCUCAUUCUGCUUUUCCUUUGUAUAUAUUUCGAUGCUGAAGCGGCAGAAGGGGCACAGGUCUAGCGCAGGAGGCCAGAGGUUUCAAAACCUUGAAUGAGGCUCUGCUUGAAGAAUCCGUUUGAAUGAAUGGAUACGUUUGGUUUCUGUUGCUCUCCCCGACCCCUCAAGCCUUUGCCAAGGAUUAGCUGGGUCCCAGAGCAUCCCCGGUCCUCCUGCUUUCCCUGCAUGCACAGAAGUAAGGCAGAAGGCCUCUGGUCAGAGAACCUGACCGUGUUUGAAUUUCCCCAAGGUACUUGGCUAAGGAGUGGCCCUAAGGGGGUGGACUCUGAGGUUUUGCUGUCUGAGGGCAAGGGCAAGAAGGGGGCAUGGAUGUCUCAGGUCCAGCAUCAUAGAAUUGUAGAGUUGGGAGGGACCCUCCUCAAGGGUCAUGUAGCAAUGCAGGAAUCACAGCUAUAGAAUACCUAUAUAAUCCAUCAUAUAAAAAUAAUAAUCUUCCACGUGAAAGCCUUUCAGACACUUCCAUGUCUCUCAUAAAGCUCCCUGGGUGACCGUGAUAAAGACGGAAGAUCUACGUGCGCCUACUUGGGAGUAGACCCCCUUGACACCAGUGGGAUUUGCUUCCCUUCUCUCUCGAUCAAAGCCUGCCUCCUAACCCUCCCCGGUUUGUGAUUGUGGUUCAGUCCAAAUUUCUCCCCGACUGUCUGUAUUAAUUGGCCGAACUUCAUUGCCUGUGUGUUGGCAGGGUGGGGUGGGGGCUUAUCUAUGAGGAUGUUGUAUAAAGUGUUGACUGUUUUCAAUAAAUGUAACCUUUUCCCUUUUUUUAAAAAAGAAACCAUGUCUCUGUUUUGCUACUUAUUUUUUUAUAUAUAUAUACCUGUACCUGAAGAGGGAAUAA
Molecule: messenger RNA, 2123 nt
Organism: Lacerta agilis (Sand lizard)
Lineage: Eukaryota; Metazoa; Chordata; Lepidosauria; Squamata; Lacertidae
Gene: CLDN1
Product: claudin 1
Exons: 4
Coding region: 212-847 (211 amino acids)
Biological process (GO): cell adhesion; bicellular tight junction assembly
Cellular component (GO): plasma membrane; bicellular tight junction
Molecular function (GO): structural molecule activity
Source: RefSeq, a predicted model, not a curated record